CUUUAGAGCGCGCAACAUUAGUAAAACUUACUUCGUGUUGUUCUGGUGUAACACAAUUAGAUUUUUUUAUGUUUUAUCAAUUCUAAAAUAUAAUGACUGAGGCAAAUUUAACAGCUGUAUUUCAUGGAAUAGAAGAUGUCCGCUUGCAAGUCGAAAAAAUACCAGAACCAGGCCCUGGAGAGGUACAAAUCCGUGUAGAAAAUGUUGGAAUAUGUGGUUCGGAUCUUAGUUUCUGGAAUCAUAACGGAAUUCCGGAAUGUAUUGAAAGUAAGGAUCCCUAUGGUUUAGGACAUGAGGGCGCAGGCAUUGUGUCAAAGCUAGGUGAAGGUGUCACUUCUCUAAAGAUCGGUGACAAAGUUGCCAUGGAUCCAUUUUCCUAUUGUGAAACGUGCUCUGAUUGUAGAGAAGGAAAGUUCAAUUUAUGUGAGAAGGCAGCGAUACAUGGUUUUCCUGGACAUUGGGGUUACAUGGCACGAUAUUGUGUUGAGAAUGUUAAGCACUGUUUCCGGUUGCCAGACCACAUUAGUACAGAGGAAGGCGCUAUGCUCGAACCUCUUGCUGUCGCCCUGCAUGGAUGCCGCCGUGUUGGAGUGUCUGCUGGAAACAAUGUUCUCAUUACUGGAGCAGGACCCAUGGGUUUACUGUCAAUGAUGGCUGCCAGGGUGUUUGGAGCUACAAACAUUUGUGUUACAGAUGUGCUUGAAUCUCGUAUUAAACUGGCAAAGCAGUUAGGGGCUGAUUAUGCACUAGACGUGAGAUCAAAAGAACCAGAGGAAAUUGAAAAAAUGGUAGAGGAGUGUUUUGGUGAGAAACCACACGUUGCUAUAGAAUGUAGUGGUUCACCAAGUGCUAUAAGGGCAGCCAUACGAUCUACAAAGAGUGGUGGUCGUGUGGCACAGGUUGGGCUCGGAGAAGCAAAUGUUACUGUACCAAUUAUUAACGCAUCAUUUAGGGAAGUGGAUAUAUUAGGUGUUCGGGCAUACCUAUAUUGCACACCACUGGCAAUUGACCUUGUAUCAUCUGGUCAAAUGGACAUUAAACCUCUUGUCACGCAUAGAUUUGAUUUGGAAAAUGUCACUGAAGCUUUCGAAAAGGCACAGUCACGUGAUUGCGGAAAGGUCAUGAUCAGAUGUAGCAAGAAUUAAAAACCGUAGAUUUAUAAGGUGUCUUCGAACAUAUACUGUAAAUACAUAUUGAUAAGAGAUUUCAGUAGGGCCUGUUUUUUUCUAUUUGUAUCAUUUUCAUUACUGACUUAAAUUGUUUAAUUUUAUGUACAUAUAUUUUAUAAAUGUUUUAGCCAAUUUUGUUCGAAUGCUUAUUUUAUUAUAUACUCGCAUACUAUUUUAAAUGUUAUUUUUUUAUCGGGUUUGUUUCUUCUGACAUUGAAUUACCUAGGACCUAUAAGCUCGUUUUUAUAACAUGCCUAUUAGUAUUUCUGGUAACAUGGUCUCCUUCCGACAUGGCGGUAGAUAUAUUCACUGAUUUAUUUUCAACAUAACAGAAAAUAUAUGAUAAACUUCAUUGCAUAUUAAAACAUGCAUGUUUAUGUACUAUGUACUUAUUGUUAUUCAGUAUUAUACGGUCACAUUUAAUAAACAUGUAUGUAUAUAUAUUUGUUCAUUAAAAAUAGAAAGACCAUU
Ruditapes philippinarum (Manila clam) is the source of this 1640-nucleotide messenger RNA. Its product is annotated as sorbitol dehydrogenase-like. The transcript is spliced from 9 exons. Lineage: Eukaryota; Metazoa; Mollusca; Bivalvia; Venerida; Veneridae. The record is from RefSeq and is a predicted model, not a curated record. Gene Ontology annotation, biological process: D-sorbitol catabolic process. Bases 93 to 1145 code for a protein of 350 amino acids. Gene Ontology annotation, molecular function: zinc ion binding; L-iditol 2-dehydrogenase (NAD+) activity.